Messenger RNA from Paramormyrops kingsleyae, 8186 nucleotides. The record is from RefSeq and is a predicted model, not a curated record. Lineage: Eukaryota; Metazoa; Chordata; Actinopteri; Osteoglossiformes; Mormyridae.
GGCGCCAUUUGUGCGAGUAGAUACUAGAGAGCGGUAGUAUUAGGCGCUCUUUUUGAAUUGCGUUUGAAAUAUCGUUUUUCUAAAAUCUCUUAUCUUUCUGUAAAUGGGUAUAUUUCACGUGAGGACAUGUUUUAGUGCGCAUUGUCUGUCGAGUUGAUUACACCUACACGUCUUGUUUAGCCGGUUCUUUUCUGUCAGCUAUAGCUAACGCGCCAGUCUGGACUACUGUCCGUGAGCAGUUGCUUAUUUAUGUUUUUAUAAUGAAUUUUGGAUUUAGCCGGCGACAUUGUGCAGUAUGAGCCAAGCAAUUUCUUGCCUGCCAGCUUGCUAAAUAUUUGGUUAGUCCGCAUGUUACCUGAAGGUUAGUCGUAUAACAAUAGGCGGCUAAAAGGUUGUGACUUGGUUCUUUGCUGUCUUUAGGAAAUGAAAAUGUAUAGCUGAUACAGUUCGGUUUCUUACCGUGUAGCUGUCAUAGCACUUACAUUCCCUCUGCAAAAUUGAAGCGGUAUGGCUGGGGCCGUCGCUAUGGCGUCUGUAAUUGAAGAUUUUGACACGCAGCCCUGCAAGAAACAAAGAAAAGAUGGGGAUAUUACUUCUGUUAAACCAAUUACUAACUACUUUCAGCCCAUGCCAAAGACUACAGAGAAGGUGUUCUCACCCCCCAAGUCCAACUGCAUAACAGAUUAUUUCAAAAAGACCCCACCUGCUUUGGAGAAGAGCAGCAUGUCCGAGCAGAGCAAAGAGAAUGGGCAGAACCAGCGGGAGGCUACCAGCCACACAGAAACCCCAACAAGGCCAGCCAAGGCCCAGAGGCUCAGGAAGAGUAGGAAGCCAGGCAAGGCGCUUGCUUUCAGCAGACAGGCUCAGGGCGACUUCGUGGAGGUCAUCGCACUUUCGGAAUCCAGCUGUUCCAACAUCGGGACGGCGCCGCUGGAUGAAGCAGGGACGGCUCCGGUCCUCCUGGGCAGCGAGACUGCGGCCCUCCUGGCUCAGGUCAGCACGGAGGCCUUUGGUGGAGAAAAGAGCCCCCCCAUGGAGAGCUCAGCAGCGACUGAUGCGCAUCCCAAAAAAUGCCUCCAAGAGACUACUAGAAGAAGGCCCUCGGUGAAGAAGAAACUGAGGGGCAGUUCAGGCUGCUCUUUGGAGUCCCAGGAGGAAUGUGGUAAGAUGAGCAAUGGGGGGACCGGAGGUGAUGGAGAAGCUGGGGAUCAGUCUCCAAGGUCAUGUGACGUCAACACGGAGGUGGAUAACACUGCUGGUCUGAAUGGUGGAACCAUUACAAUCUCGUUUGAGGACUUCCUUCAGAGUCAAAUUGAAGAGGAUGUUGCCAGUCCUAAGGACACUGAAAAAGAUGCACAGGUGCAGUCUGUGGCUGCUUCUGCUCAGGGCGAUCCGCAACAAGUGUCCCCACGUACCCUUACAAUUCAGGCAGAAGUCCACCCUGUCUCCAAUGCACCCGAGCUGGUGAUGAACACCAAGAAGAGGUUGGCAUCCAUAUUCAAUAGGAGGCAGACACUAGAGCAUGAUAAGAGGAAGGUGGAAGGUUCAAGCUCCCCACAGGAAAAGUGUGAAUCCCUUCCAGCUCCCAGGCGGAAGUCCAAUGUGGUCCUACGUGAGGAGGAUCUGGAGCUGGCUGUCAUUGAGUCUGGUGCCACCUCCAAAUGCAGUCAGGCUGAAAGAAAGCAGUUCAUGAAUGCCUUUAGGCAGCCUGGCCAAGAAACCGGCAAAACCAGCAAACCCAAAAAGGGUCCUGGCAGACAGGAGACAGCAGUGGAAAGAGUUGCUGAGGUCCAGGAAGAACCACCAACCAGUGUGGAGGCUACAAAUGAGGAAGAAGGCCAAACAUCUAUGUCCAAGCCUCUGGGAGAUGAGAAGCCAAGUAGGUCGGGGAGGAAGGGAGCCAGCAGGCUCAGGAGAGCAGGCAAGAAGAACGCAGAAGAACCUUCACCUGUCCCAGCUCUAGAGGAGAAGCCAUCGGUGGGAACUGAGCAAAAGGACAAUCGGCUCGACCCAGCUGGCGAUGGCAGUAACACACCUGCUGGGACCACACCGAUGCGAAGGUCCACCAGGGGCCGUCCCCAGCAAAUGACCCCAGAGCAGAAGGUAACCAUACAUGCUCCCAUAACCAGGAGCCGAGAGAGACUACAAGAGCAGCGGCUGCCUGAGAAAGCCUCUCAGGGGGACUCUUCACCAGCGGUCACGCCUAAGACACAACGGCUCAUUCGCAAUGUGUACAGGGCCGAGAUGCUCUCCCCUCCAGAUGACCAGGGAAGCCCCAUCAGGAUGAGAAUCCAGCGUGUGUUCAUGGAGUCUGAACCUAAAUCUGCUGAUGGAAGUGACUGUGAAAUAUUAAGUCCUGCAGCUACUAAGGCUGGUGCAUCCAAGAGCAGAAAACAGGCCAGAAAGCUACUCCAGAAAGCUCGAGCUCUCCAGCAGAAUAAAAAGAAGGUGGACAGCAAAGGCUCCGUACGGCGCUCCCUGAGAAAUCGGGACCUGAAGACCACCUACUGUGAGGAUGAGCAUGCCUAUGACCUCACGGUAGUGCGGAUCGCUGAUUGGCGGAGCCCGCUGAGCCAAAGAAGCGGUAUGGCUGGGGCCGUCGCUAUGGCGUCUGUAAUUGAAGAUUUUGACACGCAGCCCUGCAAGAAACAAAGAAAAGAUGGGGAUAUUACUUCCGUUAAACCAAUUACUAACUACUUUCAGCCCAUGCCAAAGACUACAGAGAAGGUGUUCUCACCCCCCAAGUCCAACUGCAUAACAGAUUAUUUCAAAAAGACCCCACCUGCUUUGGAGAAGAGCAGCAUGUCCGAGCAGAGCAAAGAGAAUGGGCAGAACCAGCGGGAGGCUACCAGCCACACAGAAACCCCAACAAGGCCAGCCAAGGCCCAGAGGCUCAGGAAGAGUAGGAAGCCAGGCAAGGCGCUUGCUUUCAGCAGACAGGCUCAGGGCGACUUCGUGGAGGUCAUCGCACUUUCGGAAUCCAGCUGUUCCAACAUCGGGACGGCGCCGCUGGAUGAAGCAGGGACGGCUCCGGUCCUCCUGGGCAGCGAGACUGCGGCCCUCCUGGCUCAGGUCAGCACGGAGGCCUUUGGUGGAGAAAAGAGCCCCCCCAUGGAGAGCUCAGCAGCGACUGAUGCGCAUCCCAAAAAAUGCCUCCAAGAGACUACUAGAAGAAGGCCCUCGGUGAAGAAGAAACUGAGGGGCAGUUCAGGCUGCUCUUUGGAGUCCCAGGAGGAAUGUGGUAAGAUGAGCAAUGGGGGGACCGGAGGUGAUGGAGAAGCUGGGGAUCAGUCUCCAAGGUCAUGUGACGUCAACACGGAGGUGGAUAACACUGCUGGUCUGAAUGGUGGAACCAUUACAAUCUCGUUUGAGGACUUCCUUCAGAGUCAAAUUGAAGAGGAUGUUGCCAGUCCUAAGGACACUGAAAAAGAUGCACAGGUGCAGUCUGUGGCUGCUUCUGCUCAGGGCGAUCCGCAACAAGUGUCCCCACGUACCCUUACAAUUCAGGCAGAAGUCCACCCUGUCUCCAAUGCACCCGAGCUGGUGAUGAACACCAAGAAGAGGUUGGCAUCCAUAUUCAAUAGGAGGCAGACACUAGAGCAUGAUAAGAGGAAGGUGGAAGGUUCAAGCUCCCCACAGGAAAAGUGUGAAUCCCUUCCAGCUCCCAGGCGGAAGUCCAAUGUGGUCCUACGUGAGGAGGAUCUGGAGCUGGCUGUCAUUGAGUCUGGUGCCACCUCCAAAUGCAGUCAGGCUGAAAGAAAGCAGUUCAUGAAUGCCUUUAGGCAGCCUGGCCAAGAAACCGGCAAAACCAGCAAACCCAAAAAGGGUCCUGGCAGACAGGAGACAGCAGUGGAAAGAGUUGCUGAGGUCCAGGAAGAACCACCAACCAGUGUGGAGGCUACAAAUGAGGAAGAAGGCCAAACAUCUAUGUCCAAGCCUCUGGGAGAUGAGAAGCCAAGUAGGUCGGGGAGGAAGGGAGCCAGCAGGCUCAGGAGAGCAGGCAAGAAGAACGCAGAAGAACCUUCACCUGUCCCAGCUCUAGAGGAGAAGCCAUCGGUGGGAACUGAGCAAAAGGACAAUCGGCUCGACCCAGCUGGCGAUGGCAGUAACACACCUGCUGGGACCACACCGAUGCGAAGGUCCACCAGGGGCCGUCCCCAGCAAAUGACCCCAGAGCAGAAGGUAACCAUACAUGCUCCCAUAACCAGGAGCCGAGAGAGACUACAAGAGCAGCGGCUGCCUGAGAAAGCCUCUCAGGGGGACUCUUCACCAGCGGUCACGCCUAAGACACAACGGCUCAUUCGCAAUGUGUACAGGGCCGAGAUGCUCUCCCCUCCAGAUGACCAGGGAAGCCCCAUCAGGAUGAGAAUCCAGCGUGUGUUCAUGGAGUCUGAACCUAAAUCUGCUGAUGGAAGUGACUGUGAAAUAUUAAGUCCUGCAGCUACUAAGGCUGGUGCAUCCAAGAGCAGAAAACAGGCCAGAAAGCUACUCCAGAAAGCUCGAGCUCUCCAGCAGAAUAAAAAGAAGGUGGACAGCAAAGGCUCCGUACGGCGCUCCCUGAGAAAUCGGGACCUGAAGACCACCUACUGUGAGGAUGAGGACUCCGUGGUGUGUCUGGAAGGCGAUGAGGAGGAGCCCGUCCCGGCUGCCAAUGCGAAGGCCGAAGGUGAAAAACGGCUGCGUGCUGUGAAUGAAGUGCUGGGAAAGGCUGCCCCCGGUGGCAAGGAGGCUCGGGGCAGUGCAGCUUCCAAGGUGGCGCCCGUAUUUCUCAUGAAAAAAGGACAGAAGCCCUCGGCGGUCAUCUCAAUUUUUGACGAUAGCAGUCGAGAAGGCUCGGAGAACUCGCAGGACGACGAGCAGUUCAAAGCCCGCAGGGAGUUCCUGAAGAGUGGCCUCCCUGACUCCUUCAAGAAGCAGAUCGCUAGGAGUGCAGCCAGUCGGGACGCCUACUCUGCAGCCUGCGCCUCAUUCCAGGCCGUGGUCCACGUGCGGCAGAAGCCUCAGGAUUGUGCGAUUUGGAGUCUGCCGUGGCCUGGGUCAGCAUUGUUAAAACACCUAGAAACAUGUUGUCUGGAGCCCCCCAAACCCGUUCUGUCGCUUGGACAGCUUGGUUCCACCAAGACCCUGCCUGCGCUGAGAGCCCACAAAGACCAGGGCCCCGGCUGGAGGGAGGAUUUGUCAGAGCAGGUCCGCAGAUGUCUGCUCGAGGAAGUCAGGGCGUCCAACCCUCUAUUCCCAGUGCGGAGGUUCUUUACCUGGUUCCUGAAAAAGCGUGCCGACCAUCUGCUACAGUGCAUGGCCUCAGACUCGGACGAAAGCCCGACCGCUCCCAGUGUUCCCGCUCCCUCCAAGGCCGCCGGCAAGAAGAGGAAGCACAGGGUGGAGGAAGAAGGUGGAGAGGGGCUGUCCAAGCGGCGGCGGUCCAGCCGGGGGCAGCCCAUCGUGAUUGAGGACAGCCCCCCCGCUGGGGCGUCCUCAGAGCUGCCGGGGAGAAGCCGGCCGAGUCGAGCUCAGCGGCAGAGGAAGGAUGAUGGAAACACACCUGCUGAAAAUGGCCCUUUAAUUGUGCUUGAUACACCAGAACCACAAGGGAAUUCUGGGAAAGGAGGCUGUGUGAAGGAGGAUGUGCUGUGGACGGAGAAAUACCAGCCGCAGCACUCCAGCGAGGUCAUCGGGAACUCCGCCGCAGUAAAAAAACUGCACAGCUGGUUAAAGGACUGGAAGCUGAGGGCGGACCGGGAGGAGAGGAGGAAUCAGAAGGAGAGGAAACAGGAGGAUAAUAGCAGCGACUCCUGGGACUCCGGCGACUUCCGUGGGGAGGAGGAACCAGGCGAGGAGCAGUUGUGUAACACGCUACUGAUCACGGGCCCCUCGGGAGUGGGCAAGACGGCGGCGGUGUACGCCUGCGCUCAGGAGCUGGGCUUCAAGGUGUUUGAAGUGAACGCCUCCUCCCAGCGCAGUGGCCGUCAGAUCCUGUCCCAGCUAAAGGAGGCCACCCAGUCCCACCAGGUGGACAUCCAGGGGACUGGGAUCUUCAAGCCGUCUUUCUUCAACAGCUCCAGUGCCGGGUCCGUCAGAUGCGGCCCGUCCCCGAGGAAGAUGAACUCUCCCAGAAAGGUGGUCUCCUCUCCCAGAAAACCUCCCCAGUCCCCCAGGGGUGCAGCAUCCAAAAGGGGCGGUCUGACUCCCACCACACUGGCCGAUUUCUUCAAGAUGGCCAGACCCAAGGGCAAGAACCCUGACAGCCAGGCAGUGUGUCCACGGAAUGCUCGUGCUCGGGUUGCCGGGAAAGCAAAAGAGGGGAUUUCGUCCAGCAAGCCAGCGGCGUCCAAGACGGAGCCUACAGCAGAGGAGCAGAGCAAGAAAACAGCCACCUCUCUCAUUCUGUUUGAGGAGGUUGAUGUCAUAUUUGAAGAUGAUUCAGGAUUCCUUGCUGCUAUCAAAACAUUUAUGACUACAACCAAGAGGCCGGUGAUCCUGACCACCAGCGAUCCUACGUUUAACAUCAUGUUUGAUGGACAGUUUGAGGAAAUCCAUUUCGAAACUCCAUCAGCGGUGAACGUUGGAACCUACCUGCAGCUGGUGUGCCUGGCGGAGAACGUGCGGACCGACGCCAGCGACCUGUCCUCCCUGCUGCACUGGACGGGCUGCGACGUGCGGCAGAGCCUGCUGCAGCUGCAGUUCUGGGUGCGCAGUGGUGGGGGGCAUCCGGCCCCACGGCCAUUCCUGGCUCCGCCCCCCGAAAGCGCAGUUCCAAGUGAUUCUGGUUCGGCUGUGGAUAAAGAGGGACCGGCCAAGAAUGUAGAGCCACCAGCUGACCUGCCUCCCUGUCACACCAGCUGCACCGAAAGUCUGCUGGGCCUUUUAAACAUCGAACCUGCACUGGACCUCCAGCACCUGUGCAAGUGCAAGUCAUCUACUGAACCAGAGAGCCAAAGAUUCUGGGAGGUGCUGUCAGAUAGCUGGGGAAGGGGAGUUGAUCUCCUUUACUCCAACAUGGAGCACCUUCUGCCCCUGCCAACCGGGUCCUUGGGAAGCCGUGGCCCCAGUCCUCUAGAGGUACCCGAUCCAGCGCCACAAGAGGAGGCAGGGCCGAGCCGACGGCACCCGUGGGUCGACGAGCUGCUGAGUGACGAUAGCCCUGUGAAGGUCUCCAGGAGCAGCAGGAGGAGGAAGGUCCACUCGGGCCAAGUUGCCGUUGUGUCGGACGUGGACUCUGAUGACGGUUUCCUCUCGCUUUGUGAGCCCUUUCAAAAGGCAGCUUCAAAUUCGGAGGAAACGUCCCAGUCAGAGGCUAGCAGAGAAGAGGCUCCGAAGUCUUCAAGGUCUGGGGCAAGGGCGGAGCGCUCGCCUUCAGAACAGAAGGCUGAUGAACUAGUGUCCAGCUGUCUAGACUCCCUGGCUGGAUUCCUGGAUCACAUGUCCUUCCUGGACUCUGCACUGGCUCCCACAGAACUGGAGAGCACCAUCCGGGGGGGAGCUCUCAGCUGGACGGAGGCUGGUGUGAAGAAUGGCCUGACGGAUGAACCAAGAACAGAGCCUGUGGUUGGUGUUGAGGGAAGGAGCAUGGCGGAGGUCAGGGCCACGUUGGAGGCUGUGAGCUUCCAGCAAUGCCGGGCAGGAGUCGAGCGGGUGUGGACGGACGCCCAGGAGCUAGAGCAGGAGGCGAGGGAGGAGGUCUUUGGGAGGCUCAGCUUGCCUGUGGCCCCACACAGACGGGGCUUUAGCCUUGGUCACACCGGAUCCUGUGAGCCAAGCGUGGCCAAGAAGCGCUCUGAGGUCCUGAGGGCAGUCUCCAGCCGAAUGUUUGGCAUUCUGGGUAAUAAGCCUGCCGCAGCCAUGGAUUACCUGCCCAUGCUCCGCACCAUCUGCAGGUCGGAGAGGCUAAAGGAGCAGGGGAAAGUCAAGCGCAGGUUCUUGCACUACCUAGAUGGCAUUCAUCUUAACCUCCCCAGGAGCACAGUUCAGCACCUGGCAGAGGAUUUCCCCUGAGAGGAAUACAUCUUCCAGGUCUCUGGUGCUCCGUCACAAACUGUGUAGUAGCUUAAGGAGAAUAUUUUAUACAUCUUGUUUCAUUGCUGUGAGUUUGUACAUUUUAAAGCAGCUAACCAUUUGUCAACAUGUAUUUUUGUACUAUGUUUUAGAUUUUGAAAAGGUUUUAAAGAAAUAAAUUUACAUUUAUGUUA